AUGGAGAUUAUUAUGCUAUUGACUGAAGCACUUCAACAAAUUCAUGUCCAUGCUAGGCGCAUAAAGCAAUAUCUUGGAGAAGAGAUAGAUCUUGAAGAGAAAGCUAUUGAGGAACAUGAAGGUUGUAGUGGCCCUUUGAAGAGAAGAAACCCUCCAAAAAUGAAGGAUCCAGGAGGCCUUACAAUUCCUUGCACCAUUGGGAAUGUGAAGAUAGGGAAAGCUUUACUUGAUUCAAGGUCAAGUAUUAAUUUGAUGCCCCUAUCUAUGCUGAAAAAGAUUGGUGGUCUGACAUUGAAGCUAACAAAUAUUUCCUCGGUUGUGGUGGAUGGAUCAUCAAAGAAACUUUAUGAUGUGGUGGAGGAUGUGGUGAUUCGCAUUGAAAGCCUUGAAUUCUUGGUUGAUUUUGUGGUGAUAGAGAUGAAGGAGGAUGAUAGGAUCCUAGUGAUUCUUGGAAGGUCGUUCAUGAAAAUGGCCAAAGUGGUCAUAAGUGUCUAUUAUGGGGUGAUUAUGCUUAAAGACCAAGAAGAAAAGGUGAUUUAUAAUCUCUCCAAAUAG
Molecule: messenger RNA, 555 nt
Organism: Vigna radiata var. radiata (mung bean)
Lineage: Eukaryota; Viridiplantae; Streptophyta; Magnoliopsida; Fabales; Fabaceae
Exons: 1
Coding region: 1-555 (184 amino acids)
Source: RefSeq, a predicted model, not a curated record